GUUUCACUUUAGUAUCUCGAUGCUGGAGCGGUCGGUUUCUCACAGGAAAAUGGAGGGCUUCAGCAGAGUCGCUUUCCGCAGGAAACAACACAGUGUGGACACUGUGGAGCCAGAGGAAACAGAGAAGAAAGACAAAGCUCGAUGUUUCCAGUCCAAGAACACUGAUGAGGCCUGCGUGGCGGUGAAAAUCGAACACUCCAGAGCUCUAGGCAGUAGCCCGGCGAGCAAUCAUAGCAGCCCACCUAGUGUGCAGGCGUGUCUGAGUCGGGUGAGCAGUGGGACAACUGACAGGAGCAGGGGGCUGGUCAAUGGAAGAAGCUCUGGCAGCAGGCCUUGGCUGCAGUCUAAACCACAAGUGCCUCCAAAGCCACCACAUCUCCAGAGCCCGGUGACGGAGAUCACGUCCCCGUUGGGCCGCUUCCAGAGACCAUUAUUGAAGAGUAUGAGCACACAAAGCAUGGAGGAGAGAGGAGUGGGAGGAGGAGGAGGAGGAGGAGGGAGAGGGGCUGUGAACCGAGAGAAAAUCAAGGAGAAAAAAUCCAAAGUUUCAGAUCUCAUCAGCCGCUUUGAGGAGAACAGCAGCGCAGAGAACAAGAGAGACAGCUCACCCAUCAAACAGAGCAGCAAGUCGUCCAACUGCAGCCCAGCUCACCGCCCCUACCAGAGGCAGACAGACACCAGCGAGACUAAGGAGAACCACUCCUCCUCUGCGCCAGCGUCGCCGCAGGAUGACCACAAAUCGGCGGCCAACAGUGUGCUAGCUCGGAUGGAGCAGGACAAGGAAGACAACCAGGAGAGGAUCAAUGACAGUGUGACGAUAGAGACUGCAGGGCUGGUGAACGGAGAUAUGGGGUGCGAGAGCACAGAACAGAGUGAUGAUCAUUCACCUCCACACACAGACAGGACUGGUACAGAGAGCCACACUGAGAACGAGGACAGUGGGACUAAAAUAGAAAGCGAGCACAGGAAUGAAGAAGGGAGCACCGACCAGAAGGAGACAAAUGAACAGAAGCUGUUUAAGAUCGCCAGUGAGCUCUUGCACACAGAGAAGGCCUACGUAGCAAGACUUAACCUGCUGGACCAGGUUUUCUGUACUGUAAAGCUAAUGGAGGAGGCAAAUAAAGGAACGUUCCCCGUGGAGGUCGUGAAGAACAUCUUCUCCAACAUUUCCUCUAUCAACACCUUUCACAGCCAGUUUCUGCUUCCAGAUCUGGAGAAACGCAUGGGAGAAUGGGCGUCCACACCUCGCAUUGGAGACAUCCUGCAGAAACUCACACCCUUCCUCAAGAUGUAUGCAGAGUAUGUGAAGAAUUUCGACAAGGCUAUGGAGCUGCUGAAACAGUGGACUGAUCGUUCGCCUCAAUUCAAGGCCAUCAUUCAGGAGAUACAGAGUCAGGAGGUAUGUGGCUGCCUGACGCUACAGCAUCACAUGUUGGAGCCCGUGCAGAGGGUCCCUCGUUACGAAAUGCUGCUUAAAGACUAUCUGAAGAAGCUGCCGCAGGACGACCCUGACAGACGAGAUUCAGAAAAAUCCUUAGAAAUUAUCGCCACAGCAGCUACUCAUUCCAACAGCGCCAUACGAAAAUCUGAGAAUCUAAAGAAACUGAUGGAGAUAUACGAGAUGCUGGGUGAGGAGGAGGACAUUGUGAACCCCUCUAACGAGUUCAUCAAGGAGGGCCAUAUUUUGAAGCUGGCAGCCAGGAACACGUCAGCCAUGGAGCGAUACCUCUUCCUGUUUAACAACAUGCUGUUGUACUGCGUGCCCAAAUUCAGUCUGGGGGGGACAAAGUACACGGUGAGGACGCGGAUCGGCAUUGACGGCAUGAAGGUUCUGGAAACGACCAAUGAGGACUACCCUCAUACCUUCCAGGUGUCGGGGAAGGAGAGGAUGCUGGAGCUACAAGCCAGCUCGGAGCAGGACAAGGCUGACUGGAUUAAGGCUUUCCAGAAGACUAUUGAGAUCUUCCAACAGAAAAACGAGUCAUUCAAGAACGCACUGAAAGAUGUGGAGCAAGUGUCGAAUGCAGAGCUGGGGAAACGCGCCCCUCGCUGGAUCCGCGACAAUGAAGUGACGAUGUGUAUGAAGUGUAAAGAGCCUUUUAAUGCUCUGACGCGGCGGAGACACCACUGCAGAGCCUGCGGCUAUGUGGUGUGCUGGAAGUGUUCAGACAACAAGGUGGCGCUUGAAUAUGACGGCAACAAAGUGAACAAAGUCUGCAGAGACUGCUUCUCCAUCCUGACUGGAGAAAGGAUAACCGAGGGCAGGAAGAAGGGCAUCCUGGAGAUCGAGGCGGCUCAGUUCAGCGGCAGCAGCAUCAUGUGUGGCUUCCUGCAGUACUGUGAGAAGAACAAACCCUGGCAGAAGGUGUGGUGCGUCAUCCCCGAGAAGGAGUGCCUGGUGCUCUAUCUCUACGGAGCUCCGCAGGAUGUAAAGGCCCAGUGUACUAUACCCCUCCUGGGAUACUGCGUGGACGACAGCGCCCGGCCCACAGACCCUCCGGCCAGCUUUCGCCUCUCUCAGUCCAAGUCCAUCCACAACUUUGCUGCUGAAUCCGAGGAGCUUAAACAGCGCUGGCUCAAAGUGAUUCGAGUGGCAGUAGUGGGAGAGAUGCCAGAAUGCCCUCAAACCAACGACGCCAACACGAUGGACAACAACAACACACAAGAAGUGGGUACCGAUAGCUCAUAAAGGCGUUUUUUCGACAAGCAAGCUGCUGUUGGAUUGCUCAAGACAAGACAGGAAGUGCAGGUGUAUACUGCACGCACAAAAUAUAAAAUGCACACCCUCCAUGCUGUCCUCAAACCUUAAAGACAAAGUGGAAAAAUCAGUGCUGGAUAAGCUGCCUUUUAUUGCCACUCUCCUGUUUCUUUGUGGAUUUUCUCACAGGAGGACUUUUGAUUUUCUGUUGGAGCUGUGCUGGAUUACUAAAGGACAUGUCGGGUGGAAUCACUACGAGAGCAGAGGGGCCUCGGGAUUGAUUGACUUCCUCAAACAGCCACUAUGAAGGACAGCACAAAAACUCUUCAUAGAAUUUUAAACUACGUCAGCUCCUCUUGAGCCAGUGGACAGACGUACACAGCGCCCUGUACAGGAUGUGAAUCAAAGCAAAGGACGGUGCAAACUGAAGUCUGGUGCUGAAACUCGAGUCUGUGUACAUGUACAGUAUAAAUGUUUUUUUUUCUUCUUAUCAAAAAAAAAGGAAUUAUGUUUUUAUGUACAGAAAUCAAUCCCACACUUUGUUUUGAUAACAUAGAAAACAUCUAAGUACGCUAUAAAAUAUUUACAGUAUUUUGUCCUUUUAUUUGCUUGAUCCACAACUGGGAAAAUCAUCAUGUGGUUAGAUAUCGAUGGUCUCAUCUCCCUCUCUCAUCCUUCAGUGAAAAUGUAUCAACUGUCUAAUCAAAGUCUGGAUGCAUGUUGGCUGAUAUGUCUGCUUUGCACCUGUCCUAUAGUGGUUUUGUAUUAAAUCAAACCAGUUCUAAUUUAAACCUGGUUUGAUUUGCAAAUUAGUCUAGGCAGCUGACCAUAGAAGAAAUGAAUAGUCCCUUAAGGUUUUUCCAUCGUAUGGCAAUUCAUAUUGUGAUCCAUUUUCAAGAAAACUGGUCAAAAUUGAAGCAGCUUAAAAAACACUCCUACAAUUCCUAAUGCAGCUCAAUAAUGACAUAAGUUGGGCCUUCACUGCCUGUGAAAUACCAAGUUUUCUGCCAGAUUUGAAGUCUUGCACUCAAACUCAAGAUAACCUAAUGAUGUCAUAACAAAGCUCCCUGCUGAGCCACAAAAGUUUUCACAUCUGUCCAUGACAAGUUGGGGAGGAAGUAUUCAGGCCCUUAACUUAAGUAAAAGUACUACCACCACACUGUAAAAAUAGUCAAACUAGUAAAAGUUCUGCAUUGAAAAUGUUACUUACGUAAAAGCAUGUAAGUACAAUCAGGGAAAGGUAUUUAAGUAUAAAUAGUAAACCAACUCAAUGUGAAAAAAUUCACUUCAAUUUAAUAAAUUAACACAGUAAAAAGGAAAGCAACAACUCUAGAAACUACAGUUACUAAAUAAUAGUGGAGUAAAAACUACAAAAACGCACCUUUGAAGUACAGUAGAAGAAAAAAGUGGCAUGAGAUUUAAAUACUCAAGUAAAAGUACGUCAAAUUUGUGCUUAAAUACAAUACUUGAGUAAAUGCAUUUAGCUGUAUUCCACCACUGAUGACAAGUAAAGUAAUAUGAUGUAUUUAAUCUGUGGAGUGCCCCUUUAAAUGUCAAGCGACUUCAGCAGAAACAACAUAACAAGGUCACAAGGUCUCCGUGGUCUCACAAUAUGUAUUGUCAUACUUUGCCCAACCCUGUAGCCCAGACAGUGCCGUUUAUUUUAAAAUGCCGUACUGCAAUCAUGUGUAUUCUAACCUGGAUGAUGGUAAUUCAUGUGUAAAACUGAGGAUGAAUGGUAAAUGCUUGUCAUGGACCUUAAUUCAUGUGCAGAAAGAUGAACGGGGAUCUUCAGGUUUUCUAUUUAGAUGCAAAACAAUCACAAAUAUAGUAAGCUGGUGCGAGAAAUGUAAAUGUGUUUUUAAUGCUGUAAUUAAUUUUAUUAUUUAAAGUAAUUUAUAGAGUAUGAAAAGCAUGAUCUGUUAAAAGUAGCACAAAUUUGUUCCCUGACUGUCAACUCAGAAGCGCAGUAGGUAGAUCUUUUUAUUUUUCUGAGAGAUGUUUUUCCACUAACUCAUCAAACGUGUCACCUUCGGUUCUUCAGUGUGACAGCAGCCAUUCCCAGCGCAGGACGGAGUGUGUGUAUUCACAUGAAUGUGUUUGCAGCGUUAUUCCCUGUGCUCGAUGCUGGUGCUCACCGCAGUCUUAUCCCCCAGAACUCUUUCCCCUCCUCAGUACUCAAAUAAAGAGAAGAGCACAAAACUUCCCUGUCUGUAAGAUCUGAAUGUAUAUCCAGAUUUUUAUGUCUCUAAUCCCCCUCCCCAAAGGUUUGAGAAUCUACGCACUUUACAGUCGCAUAAAGUGCACCUUCAAGGAAAAUAAAAAGAGAUUAAAUACGA
Plectropomus leopardus (leopard coralgrouper) is the source of this 5037-nucleotide messenger RNA. The record is from RefSeq and is a predicted model, not a curated record. NCBI's taxonomy places the organism in Eukaryota, Metazoa, Chordata, Actinopteri, Perciformes, Serranidae.